AUGGCAUCAACAGAAAAAUUAAUAGAACGAUUUUGGCUCGUAAAAAGUUUCAACAAUUUCUUGAGGAUGAUAAUAACGGAUUCAGCUGAUGGUAAAUUUAGUUUCGAAAUACCUAUCCAAGAAUAUCAUCUGAAUGCAUCCAAGUCACUUCAUGGAGGGAUGAUAGCAUCAUUAGUCGAUUUUUGUGGUGUGAUAGCUUCUACAUCUAAAGGAGUGCGCCUUACAACUCUUAGUACGGAUCUAAAUGUUUCAUACGUCGCAUCAGCGAGAUAUGGUGACACUAUACUUGUGAAUGCAGAAUGUGUAAAGCUUGAUAAAACAUUUGCAUUUACCGCUGUAAAGGUGCACAAUAAAGCUGAUGGAAGGUUGAUAGCUCAAGGCAGACUUACUUUGUUAGUUACUAGCAUUCUUAAUGACCCUGAAAAUGAAUUUAAGAAUGAAAACGAAAGUUGUAAAAUCUAUUUGAUUAAGUAA
This is a messenger RNA of Dentiscutata erythropus, 474 nucleotides long. Lineage: Eukaryota; Fungi; Glomeromycota; Glomeromycetes; Diversisporales; Gigasporaceae. The record is from the annotation of a GenBank genome assembly.